AUGCUAUCUUAUUCGCUAGCCGGGUCUCUAUUAAUUUUUGCAGCGUUUUUCAGACCAAGUGAUGGACAAUCAAUCGACGCCAUAUUCAACCAGCUGAGCGACCGUUUUCGCAAAUCGGCACGCGUUGAUUCGGCUGAGGACUCGGAUAGCAGGAGAAAAAUGUUGAAGUGGAGCCAGUUGAUGAGGAUGGGAGGAGAUAUUGCAAAAAACCCCAAGUACGCUCUUUUGCAUGCCUUGACAGCUACCGAACCGCCGGUGGAGGAAGAUAAAAGCGAGUUCGUUUCCCAAGACAACUUGAAGACGAUUCGAAUGCUGCAGUCGAUGAUGGGAUUUGUUAGCCCGACGACUCCGAGAUCCGGCGUCUCUUUCCAGCGCAUUUUUGAGCGUACCAUGGGAGCUUCUCCAUGGUCGAGGAUGGCAGGAACCCUACUCGACACCGUUUCAACCGGAAAUACCGUUGCAGAACGGGAACGACCUACGGAAAGUUUAUUUAGAAAAACGUGGUAUGGCGAGGCCCUAGGAACGGUUCUGGGGAUCGGCGACGAGGAAAAGCCAAUUUAUCGAGCUGCUCCGCCCCGAAACUUCGGGAUUACCAAUUUCCUAAACCCCUAUCCGGCAUAUCCGGGCGACGCGGCGGCGAGUUAUAUGGCGCGGAGGACGACUGAGGCACCGCCAGUCGUUAACCCGCUAGAACUAUUCUCUAGGCCUCUUCAGAACUUCAUCGGAACCCAGAAUCGAGACCAACGGGUCCUCGAGACCGGAAACGACGCUUUUGAUCGCCUCGUGGUUCACGAAAAUGAGGGUGGAGGCCUGUUGAGUAAUCGGUGGAAUAAGCGAGGGCUCCAAUGGACGGACGGGAACCUGAAGCUGGUCAACAUGAAAGGCAGCGAUUUGCUGGGAUCCGAGGUUGCCGUCCACGAUCGCUCUAUCGACAUCCCCGUCCAAUCGUGGAUAGACCUCGCUUCCGGUCUGGUCAGCUCGGCCCAGGGCCACGAGCGGCAACAAGACGACGAAUUCCGCGCC
Messenger RNA from Mesorhabditis spiculigera, 1023 nucleotides. The record is from the annotation of a GenBank genome assembly. Lineage: Eukaryota; Metazoa; Nematoda; Chromadorea; Rhabditida; Rhabditidae.